AUGACUCGCUUGUGUACUUGCACUGGGAGGCUAGCCUCUAAAUUUGGAUUGACCAGAAAAGGAAACCAACUACCAAAGCCACCGUGCAAGACUUGUGGUGGCAGACCAUUUGUACAUCGGAGAGGACCUGUAUCAGCAAGUAUGCUCAGCACAGUGGGCCUGGAACUUAAAAAUUUUAUCGAUCCUGACUUAAGUUGGAAGACGUUGACAAAAGGUAGGCGCUCUAGGAAACCAGCAGCAGGUAGAAGCUUCAAUGUUGGUGCAAAACUGGGCAACAAGAGUGCUAAAAGGGUGUGGGGAUCUUCAGUUUCUGAAUCUGAGAAGCUUUGUGUGGCUGUUCUUGGGCAACACUUUUCUGACAAAGCAGAGCAUGUGCGAAUCAACAAAAGGAGACGUUUGAUUCGAUCCCAAUCAUCACUACCUCGGACCCCUUCUCAACACCAUGAAGAAUCACUAUCACGCCAAGCCCAGACCUCUUCUCCACAUUCUGAACUGAUUGUAGAAGUUGAUGGCAGAGUUAUGGAUGACAAUGGCUCUGAAGUGACAAAAGGAAAGCUUUGUUACACUGGGGACUUUUCAGGUAUAGCACUUCUUGCAGCUGCUGCCUGCAUUAGUAGCAUUGGUGAUGAAGCUGAUAAUGGUAAAGAGGAUCUUGUAGAAGAAGAAUUUUCAACACCGCAAGUUUUUGACUCCUUUACUUCCACUAUACCAUUGGAAGAACCUACCGCAUUAACGGCAUCAGGAAAUCAAUUUCGAAAAGAUUUGGUACAUGAAGAUUAUGUGGAUGCUUCAUUUGUUCAGGACAAUUCUGUGGAUUUUCAAACAAUAGUUUCAGGUGUAAAUGAGGAUGGUAUGCAGAGAGAAAAGUUGGAGAAAUCGGGAAGUUGUGAAGCACGGAGGGAUUCUGAAGUUAUUGAAGAAAGUGAUGUCCAGGCUCCUGUGUGCAGAAUUGUUUCAGCUGAUGUACAUGAAGAAUAUGCAAUUCUAGACCAGAAAGGCGCAGCUACUGGGCCUUCCAAAUCGAGCACAGAGGAACGUUCAUCAGAAGCAUGCUAUGGUCAUGAUAGAAUUUACAUUGAUGAAAAAUAUAUUUGUACUUCAACUGGAUGUGCUCUGGAACCCUUGAGCUGUAAUAGUUCGGAGACAAAAGCUUAUAGUCAUGUUGUUAGCAUAGAUGCAUCCCUUUAUAGUUCUCCUUGCCAUGUAUCACAUAAUAUUUCUGACACGUGUGUUUUCGAGGAGAAGAUGGAUACAGCUUCUGCUAACAUUUCCGUCAUUCAGAACAGUGAUGAUUGUUGCAGAACUUCUACAUCUCGACUUGGCAGAAUUACGUCCUCAGAAAGUAUUCAGCUUAGGAAACAGGAUGUUACUGUCGCUGACGUGCCAGACUCAGAGAAGACCAUUUGUGAGUACAUCGUUCCAAGCAAAGGCCAUGAAGAUUUUGGAAAAACCUAUAGCUUUCCUGAUGUGAUUAGCACAGCUGUUUUUAAACCGGUAGACUUUGACAGUUUUGCAUGUAAUUCAGAUAAGGUGGAUCCUUCCCUGCCUUCACCUGAGUGUGAAGAUUUAUCUGCUUCAGCCACCUCUGGUGUUGGAGAAAGAGAAGGUCAACCCAUUGUAAUUAGUGAUGCAAAGGGCGAGAAUGGCAGAAUUGCUGCUGGUGUUGAUUUUCUAGAGCACAUGGAGCCUAAGGAACUCAUGUCCCAGUGUUCUGACCAUCCUGUUUCUAAUAGAGGGGCACAUGGUGGAUUCAUUUCACUGGAGUCCUGCAAAAGUAAUAUUGAUGAUCCUACUCAUGGCUCUGGUGAGAGUGCAGAAAAUGUGACUCAGCUUCCGGCAGGUUAUGAUUCUCCAUUCGAGGAUGGGGAAUUGAGGGAGUCGGUUUUAUAUUCCUGGGAGGACGAAACUGAAUGUGUAGACUAUGAAUCCGAUAACAGAGGAGGAGAUGAGUUUGAUGAAUCUGAUAACGCUACUCCAGAGAAAGUUGAAGUUGGUGAUGAGGGUUCCCAAAUCGUGGAGAAAGGAACUUCAUUUGGGACAGAAGUUAUGGAAGCAGAUUUCAGUAAGAGCGAGUCGAUGAAAACUUCAAAUAUACAAUUGAUGAGUUAUUUUACUAUAGAUGAUAUUAAAGAGACAGAGAUGGUUGGAAAGGAAGGAUUGAGUGCAGGAUCAAGUAUCCCUAUGGAGCAAUCUGCAAACAUGUUUGUGCAAGUAAAUGAUGGUGGUGCAAGAAAAAGUCAAUCGUCUGAUCACAUGGAUGGCCUAGAUGUCAAAUGGCUAGACAUAAGCAAGGUCCGGUCAAGGACAUCAUGUGGGAAGAAGUUGUCACGUGUUCAAGGACCAUCAAUUGUAGAUAUCUCUCAUAGGAAGGAUACUGUGCGUAUACAGCAUGGCAGAUCCCACUAUCUUGGUGGUUCAUAUUCUCGAGCUGAGAAUGAUUUUGAUUCUGUUAAACCCAUGAGAAAGGAUAGAUCUUCGUUGCAUGAACAUGAAAGAGAUGAAGAGGAGGAUUACUGGAUUGAUUCUUCUGUGGACUAUUGGGAUUCAAGAAAUUCAAGAAGCCGUCAUCCACCUAGUCAUCGUGAUAGCUACACCAAGCCUAGUGUAACCAAUGAUUCUGCUGCCAAUGUUGGUGGAUUAAACUGCUGUGACCACAGAAAGAUUUUAAGUUUUUCCUCAAGAGGCAUGUAUAGGUCACCCAUUAGGAGGAGAUUGCCAGUUGACAGGGAGGAUGAUUUUGUUGUUCAUAGGGACAGGAGCAGGGGCAGGUCUGAAAAAUAUCCGCAAGGGUUACGUAGAUGCCCCAGAGAGGGAUACCAUGAUCAUGUGCCCGAUGAUGGCACUGCAUUGUCUGUUCACAUGCCAUAUCAUUCGGCCAGGAGAGACCGAAGUUUUUCUCCAACAUUUAGUAGAGGUGGUCAUAUUUCUCGACCCUUCAGGAAACCUCGCUCGAAAUCCAGAACACGCUCUCCCCCUGCCUGGCAUUUGCAGAGAGAGCGAAAUCUGGGUACAAGACGUUACAGUAGGUCUCCAGACAUCUGGUCUGACAACAGAAUGCAGAGGACGAGUAGGUCUCCAGAUUUCAGGUCUGACGGCAGAAUGCAGAGGACCAGGUUUAUUUCUGAGAAUCCCAGGAUUGCAAUUGAUUAUGAAGGUAGUUUCGUGUCGCCACCUGGAAGCCGCUUCUCCCCAAGGUGUGAUUCUAGACGGUUUGAUGACCAGAAUUCUGGUGAAGGGCAUUUAAGAGAGUGGAGGUCACCUGUAAGAAACUUUAGGCAGAGCCAAAGGUUUCAUUCUGUUAACUCUUCUGGAAGAUUGAAGCCAGAUGGUUACUUGAGACCCACGGUACGUCCUCGUAGAUUUCCUCCAGUGGCAGGAACUAGUGUGGGAUGCAAGUAUGAGAACAUGGACGAUUAUAGGAGACAUGAUAACAGAGGCGAUACAAUUCAUUGGGUCAAGCGAAAUGGCACUGGUGGUGCAAGGCGGUUUCUGUAUGACGGGGAAGAUUGUUUCGAGGGAUGUAACUCUCAUUAUAAGGAUGACUGCACUAGUAGUGACCGAAGGGAUUUACCUAGGAGUGUCGGGGAACAUAGAAGUUCUUUUAGGUAUAACAACAAUAGGAUAUAAAAUACUGCUUGGGGGUGGAUUUGGAAGAUUGGAGUUGGUAAGAGAUUAUACCUUGGUUGACCAUUUUAUUUUCUUCUUUAUUGUUGGCGUAGUAGUCUUUUAGGUUUAAUUAUGCCUUGAUAUGAGCUAGGUUGCUAGUGGAAAAAUACUGACUAUUCUAUUGUCAUUGUCAAGUCUAUUAAUUUAC
Ilex paraguariensis (yerba mate) is the source of this 3814-nucleotide messenger RNA. The record is from the annotation of a GenBank genome assembly. NCBI's taxonomy places the organism in Eukaryota, Viridiplantae, Streptophyta, Magnoliopsida, Aquifoliales, Aquifoliaceae.